Molecule: messenger RNA, 5190 nt
Organism: Apis florea (little honeybee)
Lineage: Eukaryota; Metazoa; Arthropoda; Insecta; Hymenoptera; Apidae
Gene: nsl1
Product: non-specific lethal 1
Cellular component (GO): NSL complex
Molecular function (GO): histone acetyltransferase binding
Source: RefSeq, a predicted model, not a curated record
GCGUGGCACGAAGGCCACAUCCGGCAGCAGCACUGCAGUAUUGGUCGAUCCCGCUUCAGCAACAGCGAAGUUGGUUGAAUUUCCUAUAUAUUAUUGAUAAAUAGCUCGUGUUGCUCGUGUGACUUUUACCAAAAUCGACAUCGGUAUUCGUAUUUAAAAAGAGAAAGUCUGUACUGUCGGAAUCACGUACAUACCGAGAGACGCAAAACGGUUAGGAGUACGCGCGUUGCUUGUAACGAGAAAUCAGUCAAGGGAUUAUCGUGCAUUGGGUGUGACGGACAUUUAUAUCCGUGCGAAUUGCAUGAAAGUCGUGUCGUGUUGCGUAGUGCACAAGAACAUUCGAUUAUUCGUGAUUCUCAUGGGUGUAUGUGCGAUUAUGUCGAGCGCCCCCGAAGUGAGGUGAGCGUUAUAGGAGGGGAAACUGCCCAAAAGAAGCAGCCUUCGAAUCUGUUUUUUGCUCCGCCAUUGUACGCUACAAGAGUACCGCGAAGGAAGCCGCUUGCCUCGUUUAUCCGUGUGUUCUUGUUCAACUACAUUUUUUUCAACUGAUCGCUGUUCAAGCGUGUAAACGCGCCUACGUCCGCGUUAACGCACGUCUCGUGGUUACGCUAUUCACGAGGCGAAGCACGUUAGUGUCUUCUCUCUCUUUCUUUCUCUCUUUCUUUAUUGCGCGUUCUCUUUCUUUUUCUAUCUUUUUUUGCUCUUUCUCGAUAUAUACAUACACACAUACACACAUACAAUUCUCAUUUUCUUUCUCACUCUCUUUCCCUUUUGUAUUAUAUUCUCGAUGCCUUCGACAUCUCUACGGAAGUCGCAUGUGUAAAAGUUUUUCGCGUACGUGGACAUUGACGAAGACGCCAAGUGAUUUGUAUACUAGUGCCUUUGCCGGGGAUACAAAUCUUGCGCGUCAUUAUGCAAUAGACGUGCAGCUGACGAGAAAGAACUGCCUCCUCUGUUGAGGACGAAGACGGCGGUGGUGUUGUGCGGCAUGUUUUUAUCUUUGUUUUUUAAUUCUGUGCCACGACGAGGAAACGCUGUCGUUGCCGCUACCGCCGCCGCCACCACUGCUGCUGUUUUCUAUAUUUUGCGACGAGUAAUCACGUGGGAAUGCGUCAAACGAUGCAAGCAUACCUGUUAUUAAUCUCUACGACAACAUAUAUUUGCCACUUACCGCCUCAACUUACUUUACGUUCGAAGUUCAUCGCUCGAAAAUAGUGAUCCAAUAUACUAAAUUAUAUCUUCGUGGGAAGAACGAUCUUGCCUUUCUGACGUUCCUCUUGAUUUAUUUUGUGUGUUUGGAUGUUGCCUUUACAAAAAAUAUCGCUCUGAAUAAUCUGCGAUUUUAAACGUGCUUCCUUUUUGCAAGCAAAAAAUAUAAGGUUAAUGUUAUGAAUUGGUCCAAAACAUACAAAUGAAACAAAAAUGAAGAAAUUAAACACAAUGGAAAUUAUUGUUGAAACAACAUAAUAUUUAAUAUGGAAUGAAUGAAAAAAGAAUUUAUGGUACAAGAGAAAAAAAAGACAAAAGAAAAAAAGAAAUUAUAUUGAAAGAUAGCAAUACAAGUGCAGGACAAUAAAUUAGUAAUGGAUGAAUGGGAGUGAGCACAGCACAUGUGAAGUGUAGGUGUGGGUGCGUACGCACGUGGGAGCCUCUGGAUGUCGAGGCUGCAGCACUGGCAGUGUCAGUGGCAGUGAUGGCCCCUGCUCUGACGGAAGGUGGUCCUCAAAAGCCUGAAAAUUUGCUCCCUUCCCUUCCAGCUGGUGGAUUUCUUUCCCCAGAGCAGGCUACGCAGGUGUGUCAGAAUCGUGAAAUUCUGGCAAAAUUUGUUGUUUCUGCAAACGUUCAACCAUCAAAGAUCGACGAGCAGUGUUUACAUGGUAUCUCUAAGGAUCUCAUUCGUGAUGUCAUCAACUCGAAAUAUGCCAAUGAUCUUGAUAGCUUGUCUACAUUUACGCACGGAUCUGACUUGAUUACAAAGAAAGUACUAAUAAAGGAGGACUGUGAACAACUGGACAUUCUGGGCAGUCCAGAAAAAAAGGUGACUGAUACUAUAAUGAACGACCCAUCUAUGGGUGAUCAAGCGGACAAUAUGGGUUUCUUAAAAUCAAGCGCAGACUUGCCUUUGGUGGGCUCAGAAACAGCAGGAGACAAUAAAAAUCUGGAUGUGGAUCAAAUAAUGGCCUUUGGUAGCGACAUAACUACAGAUAAUGAACAAUGUAAUAUUAGUAAUGUUGGGGAUAUUGGGCAAAAUGUUGAGGAAAUUUUACAAGUAAUUAAAUCCAUUGAGGAUGUGGAGAAUGCAGAAAAUAUAUCUGCAGGUAGUAGUGAACCAGUCCAAAGUACAGUUGAUGGAGUUGAAAUGUUUUCUAUGCCUGAAGAAGGAUUUUCAUCUUUUGAAAGAGAUUUACUUGAUGUUGAUGUUAUAAGUAUUUGCAAUAUUGCUGAUGCAGUGGACCAACAUAAAGUGAAUACAUUGAAGUUACAGCAAGAUGUUGCCCAAAAACAACACGAGAGUGAAAGGAAAUGUGCAUUUUUAUUAAGAAGACUGAGAAAGCUUCAAGCAAGAAUAAUAGGCAGGCAUGUUGCUGAAGAAAAUACUGGAGUUCUUGAACUUGCUCAUCAUGGAGUAAAAAAAUAUCUUUUUCAAGAAUUAGUUAAUAUCAGUUCUAAAUCUAAUGUUAGAAACUUUCCUGAAAUUAGUAGUAGUUUGAGUUCCUUUUUGCAAAAAAUUGAAAAAAUGUGUGUUGCUCAGAGUAAUAGUGUGAAUCGUCAGCGAUUAUGUUGCCGGUAUUUUGGUGAUGGAUCACGUGAUAAUUUGAGUAGUACUUCCGGUAACAGCAACCGCCAAUCAGUGUUUGGUACUCCUCAAGUUAAAAUUAAAGGUGAAGAAGUAGAAAGUGUGGCUGGACCUUUAGCUACACAAUUACAUGUUGUGGAAUCUAAUCUUGACUCCGAUUGUACUGCAUCCAGUAGUGGUGGAGAAAGUUGUGAUGAAAUGCAGACAUUUAACAAUCCACAUCAGCAAAGUAUAUCUAUAUCAAAGAGAGCAGCAUGGAGGUAUGCUCAAGAUCGUGCAGGUGUAGCAGCAAGAUGGACAUGGUUGCAAGCACAAAUAUCGGAUUUGGAAUAUAGGAUUAGGCAGCAUAAUGAAUUACAACGGCAUAUUAGAGCUAAUAAAGGAUUAGUGAUACUUGAUAAUGCAGAAACAGUGAAUGGCUAUAGUGGUGUUUUACCAGGUUCUACAGGACGUUAUAAUUCACCUGAAGGUGAAUUACCAGCUAGUAGGACUCGGCCGUUUGUGUGGAGUUUUUAUAGGAAAAGAAAAUUAUUACAAUUAGAUAAAUUACAUGAAGUCUCGAAACGUGCUGCAAAAGCAUCAACAGUAAGAUGCAAUUGUGAUCAUGUAUUACCACCAUGUGCUUUAUGUACUGGAAGAUUAGAUCCAAUGCAACCACAAGAACCAAUUGAACAAAUGUCAGUACAAGAAAGAGUUGCACUUGUUGAUCCUAGUUUUCAUCCUGUUUUAUCAUUUCCUGAUGAAAUUACGCAGGGAACUCAUCUUGAAGCUAUUAUGAAAUCAGUGGAAUGGCAACAAAAAAUGUUAAGAGGAAACUUACGAAUUACACGCUUAAAAGAUAAAGAUAUUAAUGAAAGAAGAAAUAAAAAACUUCCAGGACAUAGAAAAUAUGCAGCUCGAUUAAAAAAAUCAUCUUCAAGUAUUCUUACUGCAAGAAUUAAGAAAAAAAUGUUGAAAGGAAAAAGAAAUAGACUUGGUCAUGAUAGAAGUGUUCAUGGGUUAAGUAGAAAAAGGGUGCAGAAAUUAACAACUGAAGAUGAUGAUGAUAUUAGUGCACUUUCCAGCUCUAGUAAACAUUCAUUUCCAGUGUCUUCUCCUUUACAUCAUACUAUUGCUUCUACUACAGAAAAGAAUACAAUUAAAGAAAAGAAUUCUCAUGGACGCUUGAGGCAAAAUUCGUACGAUAUUGAUAAUAUAGUUAUACCUUAUAGUGUAGCUGCUUCAACUAGGCUUGAAAAAUUACAAUAUAAAGAAAUAUUAACACCAAAGUGGAGGUUAUGUGAAGAACCUUCAAAAUUGGAUAUUAAAAAUGGUGUUAUGCAUAGGCCUAGUCAAGACAGUGAUUUCGAAGAUAUGUCAGACGAAACUAUUGCUUUAAGACAUGAACGAAGUGAACGAGAAGAAAAUAAACGUUUUAUGACAUAUAUGAAUAUGCCACAUCAAUCACGUAUUCGGCAUAAUCGUAGAACAGAUAGUCGAGCAGAUAGUGGUGCGAAUACACCAGAUCCUAUGUCUCCACAUGCAAGUGAUUUUGGUGGAGAUAUGAUGUCACCAAUUACAUCACCUCCUGCAACUCCUCAAGUUCAAGAUUCAGAACAUCAACAUAAUUCAGAUAAUAUGCAUCGAUCAUCUGCUUUACAAAAUGCUAUACGACGUCGUGCUACACCUACGUUAAGAAUAGGAAAGGACGACACUAAUAUUUCAAUAAAUGAAGAUGAAAAUGAGAUUUUACCGUAUGAACCAAGAGUAUUUCCAUUAUCUGAAGAAGUUUAUGAUAAAAUGCUGGAAGUAAUGCCAGAUGGUCAUUGGCAACCUUCAUCAGCAUCUCUUUGUUCCCGUGAUGAAGAAAAAGCAGAUGAUGAUGGGGAAAUGGAUUCUCCAGAAUCAGAUUCGACAGAAUCAGCUUGUUGUGACAUAGAGGGUGAGGAUCCCAAUGAUCCUGAAUGGACAGUAGGUGACGAUAGGGAUACUGAAAAGGAACGAAUACGUCCGACGGCUAAGAGAUAGGAUAAAACCUUUAAUACAUACAGUAUGUCUACGUCGUUACUAUAUGCAGAAGCUACCUGUCAAUUGUUAUAUAUACCUGUCGGUCAUGUAACAUGCACCUUAAGUUAAUGGUAUUAUGAAUCUGUAAAGUGUAUUAUAAAUAUAAAUUUUAUAACUUCAUUCUGCUUAAAUUAAUGGGAAACCUUAAUGAUUGCUUUUUAAGUAUUUCUAUUUCGGCCAAAGUAUUAGAAUUGUAUGGAUUAUCAUCCUUUUAUUUAGGAUAAGGAUAUUGUUAUAUUUUUCUUUCACUGUUAUAACUGAUAAAACGGGACAUAGUCCUUCAAAAGUUAGAAUCUCAUAUGAACAGAAUUAGGCAAUUUUAUAUUAAAAAAAAAAAAAAAAAUAAA